Messenger RNA from Klebsormidium nitens, 1296 nucleotides. NCBI's taxonomy places the organism in Eukaryota, Viridiplantae, Streptophyta, Klebsormidiophyceae, Klebsormidiales, Klebsormidiaceae. The record is from the annotation of a GenBank genome assembly.
AUGGGGGUUGUUGUGGAAAGUGCUGCUAAAGGGCUGGUGGCUCUUGGUCGUAGUGAGCUCCGGAAGGAGGACAAGAGGAGGGCAGCUGAGAAGGCGGCCAAUGCCAAGAAGAGAAAGCUUGACGAGAUUGGGAGGGAGCCCGCUGGGCCUGCUAUGCAGCAGACCAACAUUGUCCAGGCCUUCACAAAGCAGGACAAUGAGCGGGUUCAUUCUGCUGUGGCUCAGUUCUUCUAUGCUAAUGAGAUUGCCUUCAAUGUUGCAAGGAGUCCUUACUUCAAGAAGAUAAUCUCUGCUGUCAACACAGCUGCGGGCCGGUAUCAGCCGCCAUGUUUCAACACUCUGAGGGGCCGUCUGCUAGAGCAGGAAGUUGAGAGAGUGCAAGAGCGGUUGCGGCCCAUUGUUGAUUCAAUCGAGGUGACCGGGUCCACGCUGACAAGUGACGGGUGGUCCAGUGCUCAGAACAGGCCUUUGCUAAAUUUUCUCCUGGUCACUCCCAAGGGGAAUGUCUUCUUGAAGGCUGAGGACACCUCAGGCAAGGCCAAGACGGCAGCGUACAUUGCGGAUACUUGGCUGGAGUGUAUGGAGGAGGCGGGGGCGGAGAGAGUUCAGCAGGUCGUCAGCGACAGCGCCGCCAACUGUAAGGCAGCCGGAGCAAUCAUCGAGUCCCGCGUUCCCCACGUCACCUGGACUCCCUGCACUGGCCACUGCUUGGACCUUGCGCUGGAGGACAUCGGCGACCUGGAUUGGGCUAAAGACGUCGUGCGACAGGGCAAGGAGGUGGUGCACUUCAUCACCAACCACCACAAGUCCCAGCAUAUCUACCGAGUCCAUGCUGUGGCUGCUGUCGGCUCGCCGGGGCUGCAGCUCCUGAAGCCCGGGGAAACACGGUUUGGGACCAACUUCAUCAUGUUGGAAAGGAUGUUGAAGGUGCGGGACGCCCUCGAGGAAGUCGUCGUGGACCGGGACUGGAAGGCUUGGAUGGACGGUGGCUCCGCUGCCUUGAGGAAUGCUGGAGCUGAAAUUCAAAGCACGGUCGUCUCCACUUCCUUCUGGAGGAAGGUCCAGGAGUUGGUGGACAUCUGCUGGCGCAUCGUGGCGCUCAUGAAGCAGGUGGACGCCGGGACGCCCAUGGUGGGCAAGGUCUACUGGAGAAUGCACGAGAUACUCCUGAAGCUGGACGACAUCGACGCACCGGCAUCCCACUGCAACCGGGCAAAGCACAUCGUGCGCGAGCGCUGGGACAUGCUGCACUUGCGCAUGCAUGCGGCUGGCUUCGUCCUCGACCCCGAGUUCUAG